CGUAGAAAAAUUGUAAUUGGCACCAAGAUGGCGGUAAAUUCAGUGGCCAGAGUAUGGGGUCCCUACAAAGACCUGUACAACACUGUGGACUCUGCUGUGUGGAAGAAAAGACCAGAGGCAUACCAUGACCUGGAGGCAGCGCUCCGAAAACACAAACCUGACUUCCUGUCACUGCUACAGAACCCGGCAAAGAACUCUCAGCAGAGGCAGCAGAUAAAGCAGGCUAACACAGAGGGAGUGGUGAUCCAGGGACAGCCUGCUCCCCGCACCCUCCCCACACAGUUCAUACAGGAGGUCAUCAUCCUCAGUGAUCUGUUCAACCUCAAUGAGUUUGCUGCACUGGAACUACUGCUGGCAGCGGAGCAGCAGCAGCCCCAGUUCCCCGGCCUGACCCGUGGCUUGGUGGCCAUCCUUCUGUAUUACGAUGGCCGGAGAAGUCUGGUCAACUCUCUGCGGACGAUCGUCCAGGCAAGAGAGGGCAGGACCUGGACACUUGGUGUUAAUGAAGAGACCACCUCAUUGGUUGUCAAAUUCACCGAUCAGCUUUUGGAAGAAGGGCUGACCAAUAAGGUGCUGGCUCUUGUAGAGGGUCUGGACUGGACUGCCGAAAUGACCAAGCUAGAAAAAGAGAGAGGACUGGGAGACCAGAAACACAGAAAACAGGUUGCUGAUCUGUACAAGGAGGUAAAGAUGUCCCUUGCAGAGUGCCUGUUCUGCUGGGCCUGCCAGACACCUCUGCCCAAGCAGGACACGCUCCGUCUGAUCAGGCACCUGAAAAAGGUGAAGACAGUCAGCCCUGAUGGGAAGCUGGAGGCCCCAACAUUGGCCCUGCUCAUGGCCCUGUUGUACUGUUUCGAUGUGAGCGUUUUGGAGCAGGCAGUAGACGAAAGGGACGAUAUUGUACAGCGUCUGCCAAUCCUGACUGAUCCAACAUACAUAGCAGCAGUGCAUAAAGAGCUGAUGUCUAUGGAGCCAUGGGGGGUCCCGGGACUGAAGGCAGCUGCACAGAUCAGCUGGGCUAUCACUCUCAGGGCCAUCUCACAGUACCCUGAAGCUGCAGAGUAUGGAGAAUAUCUGGAGACAGAUGAACAGCUGGUAGACCUGGCCCUGGAUAACAACGUGUUCCUGUACCUGAGUCAGGCUGUCAUCGCUACAGACACCUUCCACACAGAGGAAUUCUACGUCAGACGUUUGCACACCCUGGUGACAGACUUCCUGGUACUGAUGCCGCUGAAAGUGAAGGAGCUCCGUAGUCAUGGCGACGAGGAGGCGCGUAUCCUGGCACUGGCCGCGGCAGAGGGCGUGGAACCACCACCGGACAUCAGGAGGGGCUUCGAACAUCUCAUGACCCUGAUUGCUGACUUGUAUGGGAAGGACCCACAGAAGUUGCAGCUGGCCCUGGAGUUUUGGUGCCCGCCAGAACCGUCCCUCAGUCCAUCAGGCUCUUUUCUGGCAGGGCAGCACUACAGGCCCCCACACAGACAGGUAAGCCUGUACAAGUUUGUGAGGAUAGCAGGAGACCUGGUGCCCCCCUCCCUCUUCGUGCCUUACAUCAGCAUGCUGACAGGACUGGCUAACGGACCACAGUGUGCCCACUACUGUUUCUCCUUACUCAAGGCUAACGGAGGCACUGGUGCAACAGUAUCGUGGGAUCAUUUCUUCAACUCCCUGAGCCAGUACUACCAGGGUCUGCGGCAGGAGUUAGCCAGCUCUGCAGACGCUCGCCAUCACGUGUACCGCCAUCCUGUCCGCAGUAUCACGGCACAGGAACUGGACGGACUGCUGUCUGUACUCAAACUCACCGAGAAGAUAGCUGAGGAGGAUGAGAACUCUCGGCUGGCGCUAUGUGAACACCCCCACUGGAUGCCGACCGUGCUGUUCUUCGGCCUGCUGCAGUGCCCGGUCCCGUCCGAGCUGAAGGCAGCGCUCAUGAGAACCCUGGCCGCGCUCGCCAAGUCUCCGGAAAUCGCCGCAGGGCUCUGGCAAUCUCUGGAAGUGGCACAGAUCCUGCAGACAGUCCAGCCCUCAGGACAGACUGUCCAGGCAGCUGGCAUACAGGUUGAGUUAGAAGAGAUAGAGGCGCGAGGAGAGGAGUACCCGAUGACUCGAGCCUUCCUCCACCUGGUGGACAGACUGACAGACAUCGCCGUCCCCCCCAGUCUGGGUGCCGGGUACCGUGCUCCGGGGUUCGAUCCCUAUCUGGACUUCAUCCUGGAGUCCGUGUUCCUCAAGUUCAGCACCAGGGCUUACAAAAACCCUGAGGAAAAGUGGCAGGUCACAUCAGGGGUUCUCCAAGUCCUCCAUAAACUGCUACAGUACCACGAAAUGUCACCAGAGGACUUUGUGGACCAAACCAUCGAGGUUCAGGGGGGAGGGACGACCGUUGCGAACAAGCCGCCUGGGCACACCCUCCUCAUCCACAUGUUAAACGACAGUCCCCUGCUGAAAACAAUAUUACAGAUUAUAGACGAGGCUGUUAGGCUGAUGGAGCAGUAUGUACCAUUCCCAGGUAAAGAAGACCUGGAGAAGUCAGCCCUGCUGUGUCUACAGAUGUUAGAGUCCACGUUUGACAAACAGGACCAGUUCAUGGCCGUCCUGCGCGACCAGGGAUCCUCUGUCAUGGCCGCUCCACUGGACGAACUGUUGGUCGGAAUCAACCCUCGCACCGGCAGGGCUGACCACCUGGUCAACAUCGCUAGGUUUGUGGAAUAUAACAGCAGCAGCCCAGAGCUGGCCCUGUGCAGUGUGAAGAUCCUGUGCUGGAUCUGUCUCUCCUCUGCAUCACAGAGUGAACUAGUCGGAAUGUUCACUGCACAACAGGAUGUGUCCCAGAGCCUACUGCAUGGGUUUGUGGAGUGUUUGGAGACAGAUGAUAUAGAGGACAAGGUAGACAACACAGAACAAGAAGAUGCAGAGCUGACAGCAUCCCAGACGCGCUGUUCCACCAGACAGCACAUCCUCCAGCUGCUGUUACACUCCCUGGACCAGCCGGCACCCAACCUGGCCCACUUCCUCCUGGGCUUCCAACUCAGGAAACCUGUGGUCAAAACUAACUUACAGGACCCAGGUGUGUUGGGAUCUCCUCGCACCUGUCUCCACUCCAUACUGGGUGUCCUGGAUGCCGGGGUGGACUCUGCAGGGGGUCCCGGCUGUAUCCAUGACAACCCGCAGCUGUCUGAGCUGGCGUACAAGCUGGUGUACCACCUGUGUGCCAACACGGAGACCUCCGACCCCACCAUGCGCUACCUGCGCACCACACAUGACUUCCUGUACAGACAGAUGCAGCAUGUGCCUUUUGCAGGGAAACAUGCUGACCUGGACCCAGUGUUGUUGCUGAAUCAGCAGUCCUGGCUGCUGAAGUCUGUUGCCAUCGAGCUGCGUCUGACGUCCCUGAACAGACAACGCUCGCACACGCAGAGGUUACUCAGUCUGCUGCUGGACGAUAACGCCUCACAGAUCAACACAGAAAAGUCAUCUGUGACGUUUGAGGUAGACAGAACUACUUUUACAACCAGCAUGUUUGGUGGACUGCAAACUUAUGGUGGAGCGCCGACCAGGAGGAAGAUCCUGUCUCUGCUGGACUCACUGGACUUCACGCAGAAUUACCCAGAAUCCCCUCAGCUGGACUUCAUGAACCCUGUGGUGAUAGAACAGGUCAUGCAGGCCUGUCAGACCAAGAACAAGGAAGGAGUGAGUCUGUGUAAUGUAAAAGCCCUGCACAGGGUGUUGGUGGCAGAACUCAACGCACUGCAGGGGUCAACAGCCGCAGGACAGCGUCCUCUUAUCACUGAGGAGAUCCAGUUGAUCCUGCAGUAUGCUGUAGCGAGGAACCAGGUGAAGGAGAGUCUGCAGGCUAAGAAGCAGGGUUUCGGUGCGUGGCAGCAGGCUGUGGAGGUGGUGGUGACCGCCUGCCCUCCCGAGAUGCUGUAUGGGGAGGAUCGCAAGGGGGCGCUGUUGGACAUACUGCAGGAGCUGCUCAGGAAGAUAUCAGAUCCAGAUGCUGUUCCAGAGCUGACCUCCCCCGUAGCAGGAGUGGUACUGACCCUGCUGGCCCACCUCCGCCAAUCAUCCUCCACCGAGCAGACCCCCUUACCUGGUUCCCAGUACGUCCCCCUGCUGGACAGUCAGGGAGCGGGGUACGGGAGCGGCCCUGUGUCAGCUGGUCCUAUGCAGGUGGUACUGAGGGGCCUGAUAGAGAGCAUUAUGCAGUCUGGAGGCACCCAGCAGAGGGUGAGAGCUAACCUGUAUGGAGCCCUGCUGUACUGUCUGCAGAUCCUACAGGCCCACAAGGGGGCGCUAACAACCACUGACACUGGUUCCCCGAGUGUUCUGGCCUUGGCGACAGAAGGGGACGAGGCGAGGGUUGCCAGGGAAACGGCCGGAAUCCUCGGUAGCUAUGGCAACAGCUUUGUGGAGACGGUCUGCAGGGAUGCGUCCGAUGGGCACGAUGUCGGAAGGAUGCUGGCCUUCUCCACGUUAGACUCCAUGUUCCAGCUGGACCGUAACGCACAGCUGCUGACGUUCCUGGUCAACAAGGGCUACCUGCGCGUCUUCACCGACAGUCUGGUACGGGAGGACGAGCUGCUACAGAGCAUGCUCAGUCCCUCGCCGCAACCUCUCAGGGCGCUCUAUCUGUACGAGUCAAAAAUGGCUUUGCUCUCCAGGCUAGCCCAGACCCUCGCUGGCUCCCAGGCUCUUCUCCAGGCAGGAGUGCUGGUGAGGCUGUCUGAGUGCCAGUUCCUGGACAUGAGACCAGAGAAUGCCGGCAGUGUACCAGGCAGUGUUGAUGCCAUGACAGUGUCGUAUGAGGGUUUUGUGCCGACCGUGUCAGACAGGUACAGACAGAUGCUCCUGCCUGCCCUCAAACUGUGUCUGGCCAUCAUGACAUCACUCGGACCUCAACAUAGAGAUGCCACCAACCAGGUUCUGCAGUUCAUCCUGUCCCACAUGGAUGUGUUCCAUGCCAUCCUGAGAGAACAGCAGAACAAACUCUCCCUGGCACCACUACAGGAGCUGGCCCUCACUACAGGGGUCCUCUCACAGUGUCUGGGAGAAGGAGGUGUGUUCACCAACCCCAGUCUGCAGGAGGACUCCGCAGCUGCGCAGGUGCAGAGCCACCUGUCUCGCAUCCACCGCCAGGUGCUGACACUGCUGCCUCAGUACUGCAGCAACCAGGGUUUAAGGAAGCAGCUAAGGAGUCUUGAGGAGACAGUAGGACCUGAGGGAAGGAGUAACAAAGAAGACAUCAGGCUGGCUCUGUUACAGAUCAUGGGCAACCUGAUAGCCUACUGUAGGGCUGUGGUCGCACGUUCGGGUUCCACAGCCCAGCACUGUCAGCUGUUGUUCACUCCCAGUUUACAGGAGGCUACAGCCAGGGACAUCUACUCUGCACAGGAUGUCCGAGGUUCGGUGACCUCUAUGCGACCUCCAGGCCUGGGUGUGAUAGUUCAGCAUGUGAAACAGGCCACCGAUGACUUCAUGGCGGCGUUCGAGUCCCACGGACAACUCCAGAACAAAGUCAACAACGUGUCUGAACUCAGCAACGAGGAGCUCAAGGAGCUGUGUCCGGUCGGUGCAGCUGCGGAGAAGAUGUCGACUCACCAGCGGCAGCAGCUGGCUCACAAGCGCCUGACUCAGAUGGUCCGCUUCCGAGCACAGGAGAUGGCUCUGUGUGCAUAUGAUGUAGAGAAUUGCCUGUUUCUCCUGUGGCGCCACCUAGAGUACUACCUGCUGUACUGCACCCCAGCAGACCCCACCACUGCAAUGUUCUCCCUGUCCAAACCACAGGGACAGAAGCUCAGGAGGCUACAAGACACCCCAGGAAAGUCUCCCUUCUCUAACGGCCUCCUGUCUGGAGAUGAGCGCAGAGAUCUCAUGUCGCUAGAGGGGGUCAGUAAGGAUGACAUCGAUCAGCUGAAGACAGAUGUGAUUUCAUGCCUGACAGAACCACUCUUCAGGAAGCUACAGGAUAUAGAAAAGAAUUAUACCAAGUCCCGUACGAGGUAUGGUUUUAUGGAGGCUAUGGUUCGACGAAUCAGGAGGCUUCUGAAGCUACACACGGGGGUCUGACCCUGCCUCGGUCAUCUCUGAUAAACUCAGCUAUGAAUAAAUUAGGAGAGAACGGGAAAAAUACUAAAUGCUUGAUCAGAAUGGGGGCCAUUGUCCACAUGUUGAGAGCACCUUGUUUACUGUGUCAACACUCUGGUGUUUCAACUGCAGGAAAAAUGCCAAAUUUGUUGUAUUUUUAUAAAGAUAGAUGAAGGAGUGAUACUUAGGCAUAUAUGACAUCCUGCAAUUACAUUUAAACCUAAAUCUCUUUUAGUGAUCACCUAUGCAUAAAGAACACUGACCCACGCCCACUUUUUGGUGGUUCCGUAGAAUUUUUUUUUUUCCAUUGGCCCAAGCAUUAAGAGUCCUGUCUACAGUGGCCACCUAUCUAUACUCUGAUCAUUUUCACAAUAGACAGAUUUGACUGUACUGUCAAUAUUCUUCAGUUUUGUUAGGCUACUGCAGUUACUACAUGUAACUGCAACUCCAGCAGUAAAUGUAGUACUACACUGUAUCAUAAGUAAAUAGUGAAUAUUUACUUUUCUG
Molecule: messenger RNA, 6594 nt
Organism: Branchiostoma belcheri (Belcher's lancelet)
Lineage: Eukaryota; Metazoa; Chordata; Leptocardii; Amphioxiformes; Branchiostomatidae
Product: nuclear pore complex protein Nup205-like
Exons: 42
Coding region: 28-6069 (2013 amino acids)
Biological process (GO): nuclear pore organization
Cellular component (GO): nuclear pore; nuclear pore inner ring
Molecular function (GO): structural constituent of nuclear pore
Source: RefSeq, a predicted model, not a curated record